[Torrubiella] hemipterigena is the source of this 1080-nucleotide messenger RNA. Lineage: Eukaryota; Fungi; Ascomycota; Sordariomycetes; Hypocreales; Clavicipitaceae. The record is from the annotation of a GenBank genome assembly.
AUGUUUGCUCGUCGCACAGCUGCGCGCAUCUCUAGAGUGACGCCCCGCGUGAGCUCGUUGCACUCCGCUCGACUCUUUUCCGCUACCAGAAUCAGCAGAGUCCAGGAAACAGUCAACAAGAAGAGCGUAAUUCGCGAAAAAGAAAUCCCAGUCACCAUUUACGACGGCCCCGGCCAAGGUGACAAGCACACUGUCAGUGUUCCCGAGAGCGCUGGCAAGGUGCCUUCAGAGAGCCCUGUCCCAGCCCCCGAAAACGAUGCGGUCCAACCGCUGUCUAAGAAGGUCUACGACUCUAUGCCUCACACAAUGAGGAAUAUGACCGUUCACGGCAAGACAAUUAUUAUCACAGGUGGAGCGCGCGGCCUGGGUAACCACAUGGCACGGGCCUGUGCUGAGGCUGGCGCCAAGAACAUCAUCAUCUUUGACGCUAACCAAGAGCUUGGCGAUGAGGCUGCCGCCGAACUUCACGAGAAGUCUGGCUUGCCAGUCUCCUUCUUCAAGGUCGAUGUGCGUGACGGCGCUGCUAUUAACGCGGCUGUGGAUUCCGUUGUUGAGCUUUACGGCGCACCAGAUGUUCUCGUCAACUCGGCAGGUAUCGCAGACUCUAACAUUAAGGCCGAGACAUACGACCCUGCCAUGUUCCGCCGCCUCAUCGAUAUCAACUUGACCGGCACCUUUCUCAUGUCUCAGGCUGUUGGUCGAGCCAUGAUGGCAGCAGGCAAGGGUGGCUCGCUGAUUCUUGUCGCCUCCAUGUCCGGCUCCAUUGUCAACUACCCCCAGGAGCAGUCGUGCUACAACGCCUCCAAGGCUGGUGUCAUUCAGUUUGGCAAGUCCAUCGCUGCUGAGUGGGCCAAGUAUGGCAUCCGUGUCAACACCAUUUCUCCUGGCUACAUGGACACCGCUCUGAACCGUGUGCCAGCUCUCGAGGCCCAGAAGAAGAUUUGGCGUUCCAUGACUCCCCAGAACCGCCUCGGCAAUGUUGACGAGCUCAACGGUCUUUGCGUGUUCCUUGCAUCGGAUGCAUCCUCUUUUGUAACGGGUUCUGAUAUUUUGAUUGAUGGUGGAUACCACUGCUGGUAA